AUCGGAAGCUUGAGAGAGCAUUUUCUUUCGCCAAAAUAAUUUUCAAUGCACGAUACGAUGCGAUGCGGUGGUUGUUUUGUUUUUAUUUUUGCUUUUUUUCAUCUCUUUAUUUUAGUUUUGUCGAAUUGUUGGCACUAAUGUCAACCGAAUACAAUCAGAAUCGAGUUUAGAUUCUUUUUUUUCGUAUGCGUUCAGUGGCGUUUUGUUCCGUGAAUGAUAAAAAAAAACGCUAUAGCCAUGCGAAUAUAUGAUGUACACAGUAUGAAGUGUUUUGGGAAUGUGUGCGUGCACGUGUAUGUAUAUGAACUUAGAAUGGUUGUGAGCGCGCGUAGACUUUGACACCAGCCGAUGUUUCGGCGAAUUGGUUUCAAAUACCGACGAUGUAAAGUGAUUUUGACAAGAGCACAUCGACGAAGCAAGCCGAACUGCUGAUGUGUGCGUGCAUCAGUUGGUGACGGUACUUGAUGUGACGCAGCCAACUAAACGCACACAUUCACAGCGCAGCUCACGAGCACAGCGAAAAGCCAACGAGUAAAAAGUUCUUGCUUCAAUCAGCUAAAAUACCAGUUCUGCUCUUCACUUUCCGCACAACGGUGGUUCAGUGAACACACUAUUCGAUCCAACGUAUAACAUUCAAUAGGCUUACGCCCUAGUGUAUUUAUCAACCCGAUUUGACCGAAGAAUCAACAAAAAACAGCUAAAAUGGGAUUUGACGUAACCGCUUUCCUUAAGGAUUUUGCCGCCGGAGGUAUCUCCGCCGCUGUCUCAAAGACAGCCGUAGCUCCAAUUGAACGUGUCAAGUUGCUUUUGCAAGUUCAAGCCAUCUCAAAGCAAAUCAAAGCUGACCAACAAUACAAAGGUAUCGUUGAUUGCUUCGUUCGUAUUCCAAAGGAACAAGGUUUCACCGCUUUCUGGCGUGGUAACUUGGCCAAUGUCAUCAGAUAUUUCCCAACACAAGCUUUGAACUUUGCCUUCAAGGACAAGUACAAGCAAAUCUUCUUGGGUGGUGUUGAUAAAAAUACUCAAUUCGGACGUUACUUCGUUGGUAACUUGGCUUCGGGUGGUGCUGCUGGUGCCACAUCGUUGUGCUUUGUCUACCCAUUGGAUUUCGCACGUACCCGUUUGGCUGCUGAUGUCGGCAAAGGUGGUGCCCGUGAAUUCACAGGUCUUGGAAACUGCUUGACCAAAACCUUUAAGUCCGAUGGUCUUGGCGGUUUGUACCGUGGUUUCGGUGUAUCAGUACAAGGUAUCAUUAUCUAUCGUGCCGCUUACUUUGGUUUCUACGAUACUGCUCGUGGUAUGUUGCCAGAUCCAAAGAACACACCAAUCUACAUCUCGUGGGCCAUCGCUCAAGUCGUGACAACUGUUGCUGGUAUCGUGUCAUAUCCAUUCGACACAGUCCGUCGUCGUAUGAUGAUGCAAUCGGGUCGCAAGGCCACCGAAAUCAUCUACAAGAGCACCAUCCACUGCUGGAGCACAAUUGCCAAACAAGAAGGAAGCGGUGCCUUCUUCAAGGGUGCAUUCUCAAAUGUCCUCCGUGGUACUGGCGGCGCUUUCGUGCUUGUGUUGUACGAUGAAAUCAAGAAGUUGUUGUAAAUUUAUUUUUAAAACUUAAAUUUAAAACACGAUAAAUACACUAAAAAAAAUAAAAAAAAAAUCGUUAAAAAAUAGUAAUCUGAUAAAAAAAAUCAUUUCACCGUAAAAAAAAUUCCACAACAAAAUGGACAACUAACCGUAUUAUGAAACAAACAAAAAAAAAUGUCAAUAAAUCUGAACUGAAACAGAAGAUUUCAAAACAACAACAACAACAACAAAAAGAAAAUUCUACAAUUGCUUGGUGAUGAAUUGAUUCAAACACUAUUUAUUUAGGUGAAGCUGUUGGGUAUUAUGAUACGCUUGAUGCGCCACCAAAAAUAAAAAAAACCAAUUUCAGUAAAAUUUGCAUAGACUUGUAAACGCUCCCACACAACAAAUGGAAACAGAGCAAUAAAACAUAUAAUAUUUUGUUUGGUGUGAACCAAAUGAUAA
This is a messenger RNA of Sitodiplosis mosellana (orange wheat blossom midge), 2028 nucleotides long. Its product is annotated as ADP,ATP carrier protein. Gene Ontology annotation, molecular function: ATP:ADP antiporter activity. NCBI's taxonomy places the organism in Eukaryota, Metazoa, Arthropoda, Insecta, Diptera, Cecidomyiidae. The transcript is spliced from 4 exons. Gene Ontology annotation, cellular component: mitochondrial inner membrane. The coding region runs from base 703 to 1596 and encodes 297 amino acids. Gene Ontology annotation, biological process: mitochondrial ATP transmembrane transport; mitochondrial ADP transmembrane transport. The record is from RefSeq and is a predicted model, not a curated record.